Nematostella vectensis (starlet sea anemone) is the source of this 844-nucleotide messenger RNA. Its product is annotated as macrophage mannose receptor 1-like. The record is from RefSeq and is a predicted model, not a curated record. Lineage: Eukaryota; Metazoa; Cnidaria; Anthozoa; Actiniaria; Edwardsiidae. Bases 138 to 698 code for a protein of 186 amino acids. The transcript has 2 exons.
UCAAAGAGAUUAGGCCUGGCAGGUGUUAACGCCUCGAAGCAAUUGUUUUUUUGCUACCCAAAGCUCCUCAGAUUUGCGUUAUUUAUUUUGAAAAUGACAAAAUUUUCAUUCUGAAAAAUAAAGUCAGCCACCUUGAAAUGAUGGGAUAUCUGACGCUCUUGACCACGUUCUUAAUAUGUGGAACAUGGCAUCAUGAUUUGGUCUCACAUGCUAGGAAAUGCAGUGAGGGGUAUUCCGAGAAAAACACGGCGUUAGUAGACUCGGCCUACAAGACUAUUGACGCGGCAAGUCUUGGAGAAUGCAACCUUAAGUGUGGUGAAGAUCAGAAUUGCCUCAGCAUCAACUUCUGGUUAGUGGAGAAAAAGUGCGAUUUGAACAACGCGACGAAACAGACGGCUCCAACGCGACGCUGGGACGUGAAAAACUCCAUUUACACCGUGAUCAGUCCGGAAGUCUUCUGCCCUCUUGGCUGGAAAAAGUUCCAAAACUCUUGCUACUGGACCGACGCAAAGCAAGUGAAUUGGGCCGAUGCACGAGCUGCCUGUGGUAUUUUGGGCGGAGACCUGGUAAAGAUCCCGAGUGCGCAAGUGAACGACUUUAUCUCGACGAUCACGAAGUCUUCGGUUAAUUGGAUUGGUCUGAAAAAAGCAAAUGACGGGUUGCUCAAAUUGGUGGUUGAUAACUCGAGACCUUCGUAAGUGAAGUAUCAUUGUUGCAAUUCUCAGAAUGGCCUCUAUUGGAACCCCUAGUACACUAAAAAAACAGAUGGCAAACAAACAGCCACCGAAAAGGGCAGAUCAGGGUGCACUGAUAAAGAGAACAGAAGGCAGAAGUUUAGAUGUAG